Messenger RNA from Hypanus sabinus (Atlantic stingray), 1088 nucleotides. Its product is annotated as cofilin-2-like. The record is from RefSeq and is a predicted model, not a curated record. The transcript is spliced from 4 exons. Gene Ontology annotation, cellular component: cytoplasm; actin cytoskeleton; actin cortical patch. NCBI's taxonomy places the organism in Eukaryota, Metazoa, Chordata, Chondrichthyes, Myliobatiformes, Dasyatidae. Gene Ontology annotation, biological process: actin filament fragmentation; actin filament severing; cell motility. Gene Ontology annotation, molecular function: actin filament binding. The coding region runs from base 154 to 651 and encodes 165 amino acids.
AAGUUUAGAGGCGACACCGGAAAAAGGGCGUGAAAGAAAACGAUUGGAGAGGGAGCGGAACUGCGGGGCGGGCAGGCGGAGCAGAGGCAUCAGUCGGCAGCGCAAGUGCGAGACAGACGGACGGAGAGGGAGAAGUGACCGGACAGCAUCAGCAUGCAUUCUGGAAUCGGUAUUCACCAACAGGUCUUUGAUGAGUUCGAAACGAUGAAGAUUCGGAAGAUGGGGUUCACCAGGAGGAAGUUACUCAAGCUAAACUUGAGCGAGGAUGAGAAAUUCCUGGUUGUGGAUGAAGACUGUGUGACGCAGCAGCAAGCCUGCGGGAAUGGCUACCAGCAGUUACUGAGUCACUUAAAACCCGACACUUGCUGCCUUCUCAUUUUUGAUCUCUCUUAUGACACCAAGGAAUCGGUCUCCAAGGAUGAUCUGAUCUUAAUAAUGUGGUGCCCGGAUGGGGCAAGUACCAGGAAAAAGCUGCAGUUCUCGACAGGGAAAAUGUUGCUGAAGGAAAGGAUAAAAGGCUUCAAGUUUGACCUGGAGGUCAACUCCCUGGAUGAAAUAGAACUGGGCGUCCUUGCUGAUAAGCUGGGUCGCAGUGAUGUUGUGAAAAUAGAAGGGGUACCAGUACAAAGCUGUAGUUCACAACACAGCUGAAAGCUUCCUUAUAUCAAAGUAUCAUGUCUUGAUGGCUAUAUUCCCAAAGUUGUUUCAACCUGUUUCUGAUUCUUCAAUAUUCUAUGCCAUUGCUUUGUAAUGUUUUUGAGUAAAAAUGAAAUUCCUUAUCUGAAAUAACUUUCUUUUAGAGCAGUGUCUGGUUUCUUUAAUGUGCAGUGUCUCCUGCUAUUAACGACUUCAAGUCUUUGGAGAGUAUCUGCUAACGAUUUGGAGAUUUCAGUGACCCUGAAUCGGUUUCUGGAUUAAAUGUAGAUUUAACAGUUGUUGCAGCUCUAAAUACAAAAUCAAACCAAUGGCAGUGUUUCAAGUUCACGUGUGGUGUAAUUGCAAGUUUGAGCUAGCUAUUUCUUUAUUUUGAUACUUGAAUCUUCCAUCCUAUUUGAUCUAGCUUUCUUAUUAAAGGAUUUCUAAAAAUG